Molecule: messenger RNA, 1119 nt
Organism: Lycium ferocissimum
Lineage: Eukaryota; Viridiplantae; Streptophyta; Magnoliopsida; Solanales; Solanaceae
Exons: 2
Coding region: 1-1119 (372 amino acids)
Source: RefSeq, a predicted model, not a curated record
AUGAAACCUCCACCUGGUUUGUUUUCAUCACCCACAUCAGAUGUUUGCAAGUUGAAGCGAUCUUUGUAUGGAUUAAAACAAGCUCCCAGAGCUUGGUGUGACAAGUUUCGAUCUACUUUGCUUCAACUCUCUUUUGAACAAAGUUGUGUUCUUCUUUUGGUAUAUGUAGAUGACAUCAUUAUCACAGGAACUGAUUCUUCAUUAAUCACUAGCCUCCAGCAACAACUUAAGGAUUCUUUUCAUAUGAAAGAUCUUGGUACUCUAACAUAUUUCUUGGGAUUGGAAGUUCAUUAUAAUUCUUUAGGUGUUUUCUUAAACCAGUGCAAAUAUACUCAGGAUUUAAUUGCUUUGGCUGGUCUUCAAGAAUCACCCUCUGUUGAUACUCCAUUGGAAUUGAAUGUAAAGUAUCGCCGUGAUGAAAGAGAUCUUAUUCCUGAUCCAACUUUGUUUCGACAAUUAGUUGGAAGCCUAAAUUAUCUUACUAUUACUAGGCCUGACAUCUUUUUUGCAGUUCAACAAGUCAGUAAAUUUAUGCAGAAUCCCUGUCAUCUACAUGUAGUGGAUGUUCGUCGCAUCAUUCGAUAUCUCUCAGGAACAUCUACUCGUGGAUUGUUCUUUCCUAGCGGCUCUCCUAUUCAGCUUAAAGCGUUUAGUGAUUCUGAUUGGGCUGGAUGUUCUGAUACUCACUGCUCCGUCAUGGGAUGGUGCAUGUCUCUCGGAGAUUCUUUGAUAUCUUGGAAGAGCAAGAAGCAAGAUUGCGUUUCAAAAUCUUCAACGGAGGCUGAAUAUCGAGCAAUGUAUACUGCUUGUUCUGAGAUUAUUUGGCUUCGUGGUUUAUUUGCAGAAAUAGAAUUUCCUCAAUCUAGUCCUACUUCUUUCUAUGCUGACAACACAAGUGUCAUUCAGAUUGCAACCAAUCCAGUUUAUCACGAAAGAACCAAGCAUAUUGAAGUGGACUGUCAUUUUAUCAGAGAAGCUGUAGAUAGAAGAGUUAUUCCUCUUCCACAUGUAUCUAGUGAUCUUCAAAUAGCUGAUAUGUUUACAAAAUCAAUGGCACGACAAUGUCAUCGGUUUCUACUAGGCAAAUUGAUGCUUGUUGAUCCACCAACAUCAAUUUGA